Messenger RNA from Lytechinus variegatus (green sea urchin), 472 nucleotides. RefSeq lists its product as uncharacterized. NCBI's taxonomy places the organism in Eukaryota, Metazoa, Echinodermata, Echinoidea, Temnopleuroida, Toxopneustidae. The transcript has 2 exons. The record is from RefSeq and is a predicted model, not a curated record. The coding region runs from base 28 to 468 and encodes 146 amino acids.
UAUUGAUAUAUUGAUCAAGGCGACAAGAUGAAGAUUGCUCUGUUGACCAUCGCCAUUCUCGUCGUGGUAAUCCCGUCAGUGAUUGCCGAUUACUCGAAUGUGUACCACUGGCAUAUCAAAUUCAAAGAUUUCCCCUGCGGUGUGCCCUCCUCCUCUUGGUCGGGAAGACGAAAGCGUGAUACCUACCUCAACAAGUGGGCUCUGAAACAUUCUAUGGUGAACUUCAGAGGAAAGUACUACGAGUGGGGAAAUGACGAUGUGAUAUAUAGAGAUGGGGGCAUAGGAAGACAGGGAAGAUCCUACUGUUAUGGACAGAAGAGCUACGUAGGACGAAGCAGAUGUACCAAGGAACAAGCGGAUCGGCUCGGAGCAUGGUACAGCCGUAAUAAUGUCUACUGGUUUCUGUUUAAUAAUUGUCAUCACUACGCAGAGUGGUUGAUUAACAGGUUGGUUAAUAAUAGGUGCUGACUUG